Dromaius novaehollandiae (emu) is the source of this 797-nucleotide messenger RNA. Its product is annotated as complexin-3-like. NCBI's taxonomy places the organism in Eukaryota, Metazoa, Chordata, Aves, Casuariiformes, Dromaiidae. The transcript has 3 exons. Gene Ontology annotation, cellular component: terminal bouton; SNARE complex. The record is from RefSeq and is a predicted model, not a curated record. Gene Ontology annotation, molecular function: syntaxin binding. Gene Ontology annotation, biological process: synaptic vesicle exocytosis; neurotransmitter transport; regulation of neurotransmitter secretion. The coding region runs from base 262 to 666 and encodes 134 amino acids.
UCCAGCUGGUAGUUGGCAGAAUCAGCUAAAGUAGUGAUCCCUAUAAAUAACUGGGCCAAGAGACACAAUUCCCCAAGCUGCUUGUCAUGCCAGGAAUUCCUCCCUGACCCGAGACGGAGAAAUCUCUGCAACUGCACAGGGCAUAUCGAUGUUUGGUGGCUUUUAGGUGGUAGUGGGAGGUAGUAUUUCACUACCACAGCUGUUUUUGUUACUGCCUUUUCUAUUCCAGUCCCUCUAUUAACUUCCACAAUUUUUACGUCCAUGGAGUCUACUGUAAAGUCAUUUUUUGGGGCCCCAGUGAAACAGCUGCUCUGCUGCAUCUCUGCAAAUUUCCCUGAGGAUAUGGACUCCCCAUCCCUGGGAGGUCACCUGAAAGGUCCAGGGGAACAGCGCCAUGACCAGAGAAGUCAGGAAGAGAAAAACAAACGGAAUGAGUUCUACGCUGAGAAAAAAGCUGAACAGGCAGCCAUGAGGAGCCGCCUCCGGGAGAAGUACCGCCUUCCGGAGAGUGAAGUCGACCGGCAGCAGCUGGCGGCCUUCAGGAGGAGAGCGGGACCGGGACCGGCCCCAGGCCUCGCGGCCGAGCGUGGCUCCUGCUCCGCCGGCGCUCCGAGGAAAGCAGCCCCGGGCGCCGCGCGGUGCCUGCCCGGCGCCCGCAGGGCCUAGUGACGCGAGCGCCGGUACGUCCGGUGCUUGGGGGGGGCGGCGGGCCGCGUUGCCAUGGGUACGCGCUCCCGACGUGCUCCGCGCGCUCGGGGGGCGGGGCGGGGAGGCGGUGUCCGCGGCGGCGGCGCGGA